This is a messenger RNA of Aphidius gifuensis, 1530 nucleotides long. Its product is annotated as ubiquitin domain-containing protein UBFD1-like. The transcript has 4 exons. The coding region runs from base 83 to 1000 and encodes 305 amino acids. Gene Ontology annotation, molecular function: cadherin binding; RNA binding. Lineage: Eukaryota; Metazoa; Arthropoda; Insecta; Hymenoptera; Braconidae. The record is from RefSeq and is a predicted model, not a curated record.
UUUUUUUCUCUCUCGUUGGGACGAAUGAAAACAUACUCACACACACUGUAUAAUAAUAAUAAUCAUAAUUAUCAUCAUCAUCAUGGAGUUCAAAACAAUAACUGACGAAAAUAAAAGUAAUUGUGAAAAUUCUGGUGAGGUUAACAACAUGGCAACAACAACAACAAAAAACAAUGAUGAUAUUAAUGACCAGUCUGUUGAUAAAAAAGAUAAUAAAGAUAAUGACAAUAAUAAAUUGGAAAAUUCAAAAACAACAACAUCAUCAUCAUCAUCAUCAUCAUCACCAAUAUUAGAAACAACAUCAAAUGAAGAAUUAAAAAAAAAAUGUGUAAAUUUAAAAAUAGUAUAUUCAAAAACAAAAUUAGAUAUUAAUUUUCCAAUAGACAGUACUGUUGGUGAAUUGAAAGAUCAUUUGGAAAAUAUAAUAUCAGUACCAAAAUCAAUGCAAAAAGUUAUGAUAAAAGGUCUUGCAAGAGAUGAACAAAUAUUAAAAAAUAUUGGUGUUGUUAAUAAUUCAAAAAUCAUGAUUGUUGGAUCAAAGCUAGAUGAUAUAUUAGCAAUAUCAGUACCAUCACAACAAGAUUUACAAGAUGAUGCUGCUUCUACAACUAAAGAAGAAUUAUCAAAACAACAAAUACACAAAAAAAUAUUAGACAAAGGUGUACCAGAUGAUGCUAUGCCUGGUAUUUUAUCAGCAAAUGAUCCAUUGCCAGAGUAUCCAUUAUCUGGAAUGUUAAAUAAACGAGGUGGUAAAGUUAGACUUACAUUUAAACUUGAACAGGAUCAACUUUGGAUUGGUACAAAAGAACGAACAGAAAAAGUUUCAAUGACUUCUAUCAAGGGUGUCAUCAGUGAGCCAAUUGCUGAAAAACCACAAUAUCAUAUGAUGGCAAUUCAAUUGGGUCCAACUGAGGCAUCACAAUACUGGAUUUACUGGGUACCAGCACAAUAUGUUAGUGCAAUUAAAGAUGCCAUUCUUGGCAAGUGGGGAUAUUUUUGAUUUAAUAUUUAUUCUUUUUCUAAAUUAAUAAUAAAAAUCAAACUGAUACACAAAUUAUUAUUAUGUUUUUUUUUUUUUUUUUUAAUUUUAUGUGUAUCGAAAAAUUAUCGUCACAAAUUUUUUUUUUUUUUUCUAUUUUCUUGUUUUGUUAUUCAUAAUAAUUUAACUUAUUUUUCCUCAUUUAAUUAUCCAGGUAGUUUUUUUUUUUGUUUUUUCUUUAGUUAAAUUGAUUAUGUUAAUUAUUAUUAUUAUUAUUAUUAAAAUGAAUAAAAAAAAAAAUAAUAAAUCUUGUGAUAUUGAGAUUUUUCGCGGGGGAGUAGACACAAUUAAUAAUAAAUUAUUUUAUUAGUGUCAAAGACGAUAAUUGAGUCAAUGCCUUGUGAUAAAAAAAAAGAAAAAAAAAGGAAAAAUAAUUUAACAAAAAAAUAAAAGUGCAGUAUUUAAAAUAGUUAUUGCACUGCGUAUGUGUAUGUGUGUGUGCGUGUGUUUAAACAACGAAAUGUUAAAUAAAAAAGAUGAAAAAAAAACAA